Molecule: messenger RNA, 2554 nt
Organism: Pichia membranifaciens NRRL Y-2026
Lineage: Eukaryota; Fungi; Ascomycota; Pichiomycetes; Pichiales; Pichiaceae
Exons: 1
Coding region: 66-2426 (786 amino acids)
Biological process (GO): ribosomal small subunit assembly; translation
Cellular component (GO): ribosome
Molecular function (GO): mRNA binding; rRNA binding; structural constituent of ribosome
Source: RefSeq, a predicted model, not a curated record
GUUAACUCUUGAGCAGACAUCCUGAGCUCGGCACACCAACGGCGGCAGAGUUAAGUAUCCAGAAAAUGCUUUCCAGAUCCACAGCCUUGGCUUUCAAAGCCAGCGCAAGUUCUCAGGUCAAGACUGUUGCAAUCAGACAAACAUUCGUUAGAUUCAACUCGAAUGAAAGCACAGAACAAGCAAAAGCUACCAAGAAGCAAUUUAAAAAGCCCUUUUUCGACACUUACGUGGACUUUUUGAAAAGCCAGAAAUUGAACGAGCAAGGUGAGUUUUUGAUUGAAAGACCAACUCGAAAUGAUUACGACCACUCUGAGCUCGCCAAAUACGUGAAAUCAGCUAUUACUGAAAAAGAUAGAUUAAUUGAAGAAAAAUUGAAGGCUCUGGCAAAGGAAAAUGGCCUCAAGUAUGAAGACUUGAAGAAUCAGUUUGAUGCAAAAGUGAAUGAAAAGGCCGAAAUUGUAAAAGCCAAACAUGCUGAAUCCUUAUCAAAAAUUGAAAUGUUUGUCAAUCGUCUAGCUUUGCCAGUUAACGGCCCUUCCAAUUUAGUUUCUGAAUUAUUGGACGGUUUGCUACCAUUUGCGGAAAACUUGAAUGAAGCCGCUGGGUUCAAGUUUAUCUAUGAAAUUGAUCCAGAUUUUGCGAAGGCUUUUGGCAAAAAUAUCAGACUUGAGCCAACUCAAAAAACCGUCAACGAAAUGGUUGAAGCUUUCAAAUCUGGUCCCAUUUCCAAAAUAACAGACUCGCAGUAUGCGGAGUUGAAGAAGCUUUUAGCUGACAAAAAGACUACAGUAUCCCCUGAACCUGUUAAGGACACCAUUGAAGAGGCUCCUGUAAAUGUGAGCCAUCCACCUGUCGACGGAUUGACAAUUCUGGAAAACAUUUUCUCUAACUUGAACACCUACGAGAACAUUAAUAUCUCUCCACUGAUGAAAACCGUUGAAAAAAUAGAUCCUGAGUUUGCUUUGUUAUUGAAAAGCUACGAAGGCAUAGAUUCCAACAACGAUGAUCUCCUUAAGGCAAAGUAUCAAGAGAUUCUAGACUACUGCUCUAACCAUGAAAAGAAAAUCUACAAGUCUUUCGGUGAUUCUGACUCAGCCGAGUUUGCUCUCAUGGAUGAAGCGCUAAAGCAACCAGUACCUAUAGAUUUGACUGAAAUUUACGAAGUAUUCGAAUUCUAUCCUGAUUACUUUGCUAGCGAUCUAUUUAAAUCUAUUGAGUCUAUCGAUCCAAAGUUUGGUGAGCUAUUAAAUGAUUUGGAAACUCUUCCAGAAGGAAAAGACUUAGAAGAAAAGAACGAUGAAAUCGAUACUUAUUUGGCCAACAAAGAAACUCCUAUUUACAUUGCAAUGAAUGACACGCAAUCCUCUUCUUUCUCAGAUCUUAGAUCCAUACUAGAUGCUGAAUGGGAGAAAAUGGAAUCUACAGUGACUGCCGAUAAGCUUGUAGAAUACGUUGUUCAAAAUGGCUUGGAUAGCGAUGGAUUCAAGCUCAUCUCUAAGAUUGAUCCUGAGUUCGCAAGCCUCACAGAGGAACUUUGUACUGAAAAGGACAAUGAAAAGGCAAUGGCAACCUAUGCCAAAAUACAAGAAUAUUUGCAGGAACCAAAUUCUAUUGUUGGUGCUUUAGAAGAUAAGGAGUCUUUAAACUACCAACUUCUUGCUGAUCAAAUUUUCCUUAAAUCAGAAAAUGAAACAGAUGUUUUGUCUGUUACUGAAACUCCCGCAGAGAAUAUAGCUCAAGUUGAGCCAGUUUUUGAAAGAACUGAUUCUGUGCUUGAAAACUUAAAAAAAGAAGAUCAAUCAAGACUUCCUGAGGAUGUCGCAAAAAUGAAUGAAAUGUAUGAUAUGGCAAUUGACAUAAUUGACGAAAUUGAAGAAGAAUUGACUAGUAAUACCUUUAUUCCAGUUUCCCGCCAAGUCAGUGCUAAAUUGGACAAACUUCUAGGAUUUCAGCCUUCUACUGAACAAGUGACUACUUCUGAGGAUUUGAAGGGUAAAAGCCUACCAAAGCAAAAAGAUGAAGUUUUAGAGCUUGCUGUCAAUAUCAUCAUGAAGGAUGGUAAAAAGGAAGUAGCAAGAACUAACUUGAACAGAGCACUUUAUUUAUUAUUUUUGGAAACAAGAAGCAACCCUGUUGAGAAAUUAAAGGAGGCAUUAGAUAUUGUUGCACCUAUUGUCGUUACCAAAACAGUGAAAACUGGAUUUGCAAAAAACUACACUGUUCCUGUACCAUUAACACAGAGGCAAAGAAAUAGAAUGGCGCUUUUGUGGAUAUUAAAUUCCUCCGAUUCGAAAGCGUCGAAUGAUUUCGCUGUUAGAUUAUGCGAUGAAAUUCUUCACGUUCUAUCUGGAAAGUCUUCCUUAAUGGACAAGAGAGUUUUGAGCCACAAAAUGGCCAUUGCUAAUAGAUCUUACCUUUCUAUCUAGAUGCAUACUAUCAUUAAUAUGCCUCUUUUUUUCUGUACAUAAUUUAUAGAACCCACCCCAAAAAUCAAACUGAUGAUUGUAAUUCAUCUUUUUCGCGAGGCUUCCUCACAUUAUUUACACGUUUCGGG